Molecule: messenger RNA, 774 nt
Organism: Rotaria sp. Silwood1
Lineage: Eukaryota; Metazoa; Rotifera; Eurotatoria; Philodinida; Philodinidae
Source: the annotation of a GenBank genome assembly
AUGGUUCUAAGAGGUUCAUGUGAUUGUUACAAUGAGGAUCAACAUUAUGAACAAAUUCUAACGAUGUUAGAUGUUUUUUUUCAAAAUCGAGCUGAAAUGAUUCGUUUAAUUGAAGAAUCAGCUAAUGAACUUGACGAAGUUCAUAAAAAUGUGAAAAUUACAAAAGUUGUCACUGGUAGCACUGGAAUUGCUGGUACAGUGCUUUGUCUAACAGGACUUGCGUUAGCUAUACCAACUGCUGGUUUAUCGAUACUUCUUACUAUUGGUGGUAGUGCUUUAGCAGCAGCCAGUGGUACAGCUUAUCUAGGUUCUGAUAUUGCUGAACAUAUUCUAACCAAAUCACACUUGAAAAAAUUGGAUGAAUUAUGUCAAGCAGAUGAAGCAAAUGUUUUAAAACUAAAUGAUUAUUUAAAGAAAGAAAAUGAAAAAUUACAAAAAUAUUCUACUAAUGAACAUACACUUCGAGAAACUGCAUCAAGUAUUUUGGGAGAAAUUACAAGUUUAAGUAAUUUAACAUGUUCUAUCGUUCGAAUUUCACAAGCAGCUACUUUAACUGUUAAUUCAGUUAAAUUUAUUGGAGCUGCUUCAGCUAUUUUAGGUACAGUAACUUUACCAGUGCAAAUAAUCGAUCUUGCUGCUAAUGGACAUGCUCUUCAUAAAAAACAAACUUCGGAUACAUCUGAAAAACUUCGUCAACUUGCUCAAAAACUUAGUACACAAGCUGCUAAUAUUAAAAAAUAUGUCGAUUAUCAGCAAAUGCAGUUGAAUUAUUAA